AAUAUCUUAUUAUUGUUUACGAAUAUAAACCAACGCAUGGUGUACGCAUUUCUAAGAUGGCUGCCUCCACAGAUUUUUACUUGCGUUAUUAUGUUGGCCACAAAGGCAAAUUUGGGCACGAGUUUCUCGAAUUCGAAUUCCGCCCUGAUGGUAAACUGAGAUAUGCCAACAACUCCAACUACAAAAAUGAUACAAUGAUUAGAAAAGAGGCGUACGUUCACAAGUCAGUGAUGGAGGAGCUGAAGAGGAUCAUAGACGACUCCGAGGUCAUGCAGGAGGAUGACGGGCUGUGGCCACCACCAGACAGGAUUGGCAGACAGGAGCUGGAGAUUGUGAUAGGAGAUGAGCACAUUUCAUUCACCACAUCAAAAAUAGGCUCAUUGGUAGAUGUCAACCAGAGCAAAGACCCGGAUGGUUUGAGGACGUUCUACUACCUGGUGCAGGAUCUCAAGUGCCUGGUGUUCUCUCUCAUUGGACUUCACUUUAAGAUUAAGCCUAUCUAAGACAUGUUGUAUGUGUCAGCUGGUGGGCGUGAGGAGAUGUAUCUGAAAUAAUGCCUGGGAACAUGAGCGAUUUAGAACAUCUAAAUAAGCCUUGUUCUGAGAAAACUGGGUUUAAUGCAUGUGCGUUAAGUGUCCUCACAGAUUACACUGUGCAGUUCACACAGGCUAAUCAGGGACGACACUAUAUGCUUAUGCAUUAAGUCCAGUUUUCUCAAAACAAGGCUCAAAUGUUUGUAAACUUUGAUCCGGUCAAAUUAAUAUCCUUUAUUUAAUACAUAUGUCAAGGUCUAGACCUUUGUUUUCUUUUCUUUCUAAUUUUUGUUUUAUACAUCGAUCAUGAUUUUGAAUUCUUCAUGUCUAGCAAUUAAGUUUAAAAGUUAUAAUUGGUAAAAUCUCAUAAUCCUAUGUAAACUUUGUGUUUGUUCAAUCACAAACUACUUAAUACAUUAGUAGACAAAAUUUAACAAAAAAGUAUUAAACUUUUUUUUAUUUUCUAAUAUUUUUAGUAUUUUCUAAUUUGGUGUCAGUGCAUCAUGAUAUUUUAUUUUUUCAACUAAAAUUUUUCACAGAUAUGUUUGUUUCAAUCAGAACUUUCUGUUUUCAUAUGGACAUAAGUCUAGGCUUGAAAUGGAGAGCAUGUGCUAGAACAGUUCAGUAACCCAUUUGCUAGUUUGCAGUCAUUCAUUUGCAUAUUUCAUUUUCUUCAUUUAAUUCAUUACAUAUUCAUGUUUAGUAUGUCUGAAAUUACUAUGAUGGAUGAUGUGCAAAUAAAGGUUUUGAAAGAAAA
Dreissena polymorpha is the source of this 1290-nucleotide messenger RNA. Its product is annotated as protein mago nashi homolog 2. The record is from RefSeq and is a predicted model, not a curated record. Gene Ontology annotation, biological process: RNA splicing. The transcript is spliced from 5 exons. Lineage: Eukaryota; Metazoa; Mollusca; Bivalvia; Myida; Dreissenidae. The coding region runs from base 57 to 503 and encodes 148 amino acids. Gene Ontology annotation, cellular component: catalytic step 2 spliceosome; exon-exon junction complex; nucleus.